UAACACAAGCCGCCCUUCACCAGAGGAACUCUACAAAUAGCAAAGCCAUGGUGGAAAUAUAACAAGAAGUUCCCCCAUUCAUUUCCUUCCAAACUAAAGUAUUAUCAUUUGGCAUAUCUCCUUCUGACAUUCAACCCCACACGCGUUGCCCUAUAAAUCUCAAACGCAGCUCAAAGACAAACCCUUUAAAAACCCUUCUCCUCUCUCCCUCUCUCUCUACCUUCUCUAAUUUUUUCUGAACAGCCUUUCUUUACCUUCUCAAUUACCCAAAAACAAGAAACCCCAUAUAUACGCCAACUUUUCAUGCUUAUCACCCAUUUUCUCUCUCAUGGCUUCCGCUUCUAAUAACAAUAUGACCACCACCAUGCACCACAGCCCACCCCCCUAUGGAUCUGACCCGUCCUCGCUCGACACCACCUUUGUGCAAGCCGACUCGUCAACCUUCCGCACCAUUGUUCAAAAGCUAACUGGAGCAACCGACGACCCAUCAACCCAAAAGCUCCCAAUCACCCACCCUAAUCGUUCCUCUGUAAUUACAGGCCCUAAAAGACCUGCAUUCAAACUUCAAGAAAGGAGACAGAGCGCCAAGAACUUAGAAAUCAACCUUAACAGCAAUUCUACAAUCAACAACAGCUUCGAGCAUCCUGACCUCUUGCAGUUCAGACAGCGAACUGGUUUCUUGGUGUCCCCGGUGUCAACUUUGGACUUCUUUUGUGCGCGCGCAAGCCCUAGGUCACCCUACGAAGAGUUUUGUUCCCGUGGGGGUUCCAGUGAGGAGGAAGAGAGAGCCAUUGCUGAAAAAGGGUUUUAUCUGCAUCCAAGUCCUUUGAGCACUCCCAGAGGAGUUGAGCCUCCUGAGCUAUUGCCCCUAUUCCCCUUGCGUUCUCUUAGAGACGACAAAGAGGAUCAAGAUGAUGAUCGCAAUUCUUGUUCUUGAAUCAGGAAUCUACUAAUCUAGAGGGCUAGUUAUAGAAUAUGCCAAUUUGUUUAACGUUCCUUUGAUGGAAAUGUUAAUUAUCUUAGUUAACUGUUAAUGAAUGGGGUGAUGAGCUAACAGAAGUGAUUUGGCGCCUGUGGAUAAGUAUGGUCGUUUUAGUAAUUUACGUUAUUUUUUCCUU
Messenger RNA from Hevea brasiliensis (rubber tree), 1118 nucleotides. RefSeq names its product VQ motif-containing protein 11-like. The record is from RefSeq and is a predicted model, not a curated record. NCBI's taxonomy places the organism in Eukaryota, Viridiplantae, Streptophyta, Magnoliopsida, Malpighiales, Euphorbiaceae. The transcript has a single exon. The coding region runs from base 329 to 937 and encodes 202 amino acids.